UUGGCAGUCAAUAAAACUGCGGCAGUUAGGCGUUUGCGGCGAGCAACAUGGCGGCCUCCAUGCUUGGUUGUUUGCUGCGGACCGUCCGGCAGCAGAUGGUUCCUCCAUCAGCUUCUGGCCAAGUUCGAGGUUAUUAUGUAGACUGGAAAAUGCUGCGUGAUGUGAAGAGACGAAAAAUGGCCUAUGAAUAUGCAGAUGAGAGGCUGCGAAUCAAUUCCCUCAGGAAGAAUACCAUUUUGCCGAAAGAUCUUCAGGAAGUAGCUGAUGGAGAGAUCGCUGCCCUUCCUCGGGAUAGCUGUCCUGUUAGAAUCCGAAAUCGGUGUGUUAUGACGUCCCGGCCACGUGGUGUGAAGCGGCGCUGGAGGCUUAGUCGUAUUGUCUUCCGUCACUUGGCAGACCACGGGCAGCUGUCGGGCGUCCAGCGGGCAAUGUGGUGACCAGCUCCGGACCCACUGGGCAGUUCUGGCAAGAAGAGACUUUUCUAACAGACAAAACCCUGUUCCUGUUCUCAUAGGGAUCCAGUAUAGGGGUCUAGUCUACCUGACGUUGCCUACGUCUAAAUUACUUUUUAAUUUUCAAUUAAGAAAUUCGGGUGUUUCAUUCUGUCCGCGAACUCUGUGAAUUCUCUUUUCUUUUGGACUUAAAAAUUAAACAUACUUUUUCAUGUAUACUACAAGGAGUAGAGUAAUAAAAAAUAUUCUGUGAAGAUA
Molecule: messenger RNA, 710 nt
Organism: Suricata suricatta (meerkat)
Lineage: Eukaryota; Metazoa; Chordata; Mammalia; Carnivora; Herpestidae
Gene: MRPS14
Product: mitochondrial ribosomal protein S14
Exons: 3
Coding region: 48-437 (129 amino acids)
Biological process (GO): translation
Cellular component (GO): mitochondrial small ribosomal subunit; ribosome
Molecular function (GO): structural constituent of ribosome
Source: RefSeq, a predicted model, not a curated record